Populus euphratica (Euphrates poplar) is the source of this 1249-nucleotide messenger RNA. Its product is annotated as galactinol synthase 2-like. Bases 64 to 1041 code for a protein of 325 amino acids. Gene Ontology annotation, molecular function: glycosyltransferase activity. The transcript has 4 exons. Lineage: Eukaryota; Viridiplantae; Streptophyta; Magnoliopsida; Malpighiales; Salicaceae. The record is from RefSeq and is a predicted model, not a curated record.
UCCAUUAGUCUUUCUUUGCUUUCUUUGUUACUGGUCAUCUUUCUUGAUCACCUUAUUUAAAAAAUGUCUCCCGCUUCCAUAAUCGAGCCUGCGACGGACUUGCAGAAGAGAGCAUAUGUUACGUUCUUGGCCGGAAACGGUGAUUAUGUGAAAGGUGUGGUGGGUUUAGCCAAGGGUUUAAGAAAAGUGAAAUCUGUAUACCCUCUUGUGGUGGCGACUUUGCCUGAUGUGCCCGAGGAGCACCGCGAGAUUCUAGAAUCUCAGGGCUGUAUCGUCCGUGAGAUUGAGCCCGUGUAUCCACCAGAGAACCAGACUCAGUUUUCCAUGGCUUAUUAUGUGAUUAACUACUCAAAACUUCGUAUUUGGGAGUUCGUGGACUAUGGGAAGAUGAUAUACUUGGAUGGUGAUAUUCAAGUCUUUGACAAUAUUGAUCAUCUUUUUGAGAAGCCACCUGGAUAUUUUUAUGCUGUGAUGGACUGUUUUUGUGAGAAGACAUGGAGUAGCACCCCUCAGUAUCAGAUUAAAUACUGCCAGCAAUGCCCUGAAAAAGUUCAGUGGCCUUUGGAGAUGGGCUCACCCCCUCCUCUAUACUUUAAUGCUGGCAUGUUUCUCUAUGAACCUAAGCUCGAGACUUACUUUGAUCUCUUGGAGACCCUCAAAGCCACCACCCCUACCUCAUUUGCUGAGCAGGAUUUUCUGAACAUGUUCUUCAGGGAUGUAUACCAGCCUAUCCCUCCUGUCUACAACCUUGUUUCGGCUAUGCUGUGGCGCCAUCCUGAUAAAUUCGACCUUGACAAAGUGAAGGUUGUCCACUACUGUGCUGCGGGUGCAAAGCCAUGGAGGUAUACUGGAAAAGAAGAAAACAUGGAUAGAGAGGACAUCAAGGUUUUGGUGAAAAAAUGGUGGGAAAUAUAUGAGGAUGAGUCCCUGGAUUUCAAGAAUGCCACUGUGCCUGUUGCUCAAGAAAAACUUGGACCCCUAAUAGAGGCAUUGACUGAGGAUGGGGUGGUUAACCACAUGAAUAUACCUUCUGCAGCUUAAUCUUAAUUUCUAGCGUGUUUGGAGCAUAGUUUUUAGCCAAUAUAUAAAUAGCAUAAAUUAUAUAGUACAGGGAUUAGGGCAUUUGUUUACUAGCCCUAUGUGCUUUUUUAGUUUGAUUGUGAUCACUGAUGAAAGUGGAAUAUAUAUAUGAAACCUUUGACAUCUAUAAAGUCGGAAAACUAAGAAUAAAGAGAAUAUUAUGAUAAAU